Molecule: messenger RNA, 3466 nt
Organism: Pelodiscus sinensis (Chinese soft-shelled turtle)
Lineage: Eukaryota; Metazoa; Chordata; Testudines; Trionychidae
Source: RefSeq, a predicted model, not a curated record
AUGGCGACGUAUCUGGAGUUCAUUCAGCAAAAUGAAGAGCGAGAUGGGGUGCGUUUCAGCUGGAACGUGUGGCCUUCCAGCAGGCUGGAGGCCACAAGAAUGGUCGUACCCUUGGCCUGUCUACUCACUCCCCUGAAGGAACGGCUAGACCUGCCUCCUGUACAAUAUGAACCAGUACUUUGCAGCAGGCCUACUUGCAAAGCAGUGCUCAACCCACUUUGUCAAGUUGAUUAUCGUGCCAAGCUCUGGGCCUGUAACUUCUGUUUUCAGAGAAACCAGUUCCCUCCAGCAUACGCAGGCAUAUCCGAAGUGAAUCAGCCAGCAGAACUUAUGCCUCAGUUUUCCACAAUCGAAUACAUAGUGCAGAGAGGGUCUCCGACCCCACUGAUCUUCCUUUAUGUUGUUGACACGUGUUUGGAAGAGGAAGAUUUGCAAGCAUUGAAGGAAUCCCUGCAGAUGUCGUUGAGUCUGCUGCCUCCAGAUGCAUUGGUGGGGCUGAUCACAUUUGGCAGAAUGGUCCAGGUUCAUGAACUGAGCUGUGAAGGAAUCUCCAAAAGCUAUGUUUUCAGAGGGACCAAGGACCUGACAGCGAAGCAAAUACAGGAUAUGCUGGGUCUUAAGGCAAGACCUCUGCAAACACAGGAACAACCACUUAUUUCUAGCAGGUUCCUGCAGCCUGUACACAAGAUUGACAUGAACCUGACAGAUCUUCUUGGGGAAUUGCAAAGGGACCCGUGGCCAGUGACUCAGGGAAAACGACCCUUGCGAUCAACUGGAGUAGCUUUGUCAAUCGCUGUUGGUUUAUUGGAGGGCACAUUUCCAAACACGGGGGCCAGAGUCAUGUUGUUUACAGGUGGACCACCGACACAAGGUCCCGGCAUGGUGGUAGGAGAUGAACUGAAAACACCAAUUCGUUCCUGGCAUGACAUAGAGAAGGACAAUGCACGGUUCAUGAAAAAGGCCACAAAGCACUACGAGGUUCUCGCUAACCGCACGGCAGCCAAUGGUCACUGCAUUGAUAUCUAUGCCUGUGCUCUGGAUCAGACUGGCCUUCUGGAGAUGAAGUGUUGUGCAAACCUCACUGGGGGUCACAUGGUGAUGGGAGACUCCUUCAACACUUCUCUCUUCAAGCAGACGUUCCAGCGGGUGUUUAGCAAAGACUUCAACGGACAGUUCCGAAUGGCAUUUGGUGCUACCUUAGAAGUGAAGACUUCUAGGGAGUUGAAGAUCUCAGGGGCUAUUGGACCGUGUGUAUCCCUAAACGCGAAAGGGCCAUGUGUUUCUGAAAGUGAACUUGGUAUUGGAGGUACAUGCCAGUGGAAAAUCUGUAGCCUGGAUCCCAGCUCAACACUUGCCAUAUAUUUUGAAGUGGUGAAUCAGCACAAUGCACCAAUACCUCAGGGCGGUCGAGGCGCCGUGCAGUUUGUCUCUCAGUAUCAGCAUUCCAGUACACAGAGACGUAUUCGAGUAACCACCAUUGCCAGAAAUUGGGCAGAUGCACAGAGUCAGCUCCAACAUAUAGAAGCGGCGUUCGACCAGGAAGCAGCUGCCGUGCUAAUGGCUCGUCUGGGAGUCUAUAGAGCUGAGUCAGAGGAGGGACCUGAUGUACUGCGAUGGCUAGACAGGCAGCUAAUCAGAUUGUGUCAGAAGUUUGGACAGUAUAACAAGGAUGACCCGAAUUCCUUCAGACUGUCAGAUUCAUUUUCUCUGUAUCCCCAGUUUAUGUUCCACUUGCGACGCUCUCCAUUUCUGCAAGUGUUUAAUAACAGCCCGGAUGAAUCUUCCUAUUACCGCCAUCACUUUGCCAGACAAGAUCUGACUCAAUCCCUCAUCAUGAUCCAGCCUAUCCUUUAUUCCUAUUCUUUCUCUGGACCGCCUGAGCCUGUGCUUUUGGACAGCAGCAGCAUUCUUGCUGACAGAAUUCUGCUGAUGGAUACUUUCUUCCAGAUUGUAAUCUACCUUGGCGAGACGAUUGCGCAGUGGCAGAAAGCUGGCUACCAAGACAUGCCUGAAUAUGAAAACUUCAGGCAUUUACUGCAAGCCCCACUAGACGAUGCCCAGGAAAUAUUGCAGACUAGGUUCCCAAUGCCGCGUUAUAUUAACACGGAACAUGGAAGCAGCCAGGCCCGGUUCCUCUUGUCUAAAGUGAACCCCUCUCAGACUCACAAUAACCUUUAUGCAUGGGGACAGGAAUCGGGAUCUCCCAUUCUGACAGAUGACGUUAGUCUCCAGGUGUUCAUGGAUCAUCUGAAAAAGUUGGCGGUAUCAAGUGCAUCAUAACUUUGACAACAAGGAAGUGACAAAAAAGCAAAGAAUUAACAGGAUCAUGGUCACAAUUAACAAUGUGGAGAAACGUACUACAUUCCUUUCCCUCUGAGAUCAAGCCUUUUAAAUAUUACAUAAAAUGAAUAUUCAAGGGGAGUUUUGUACUUAGUUCUUUUAGAUUUUAAUUUAUUUGUAUCCUUUAUAUGUGCCCUCCGAUUAAUUUUUUCAUACUUCGCAGCUCAAGGAUCUUUUAGCUGAUAUAAAUGUCAAUACAUUUUUAGAUUAAUUUUAAUGGCCUGUAUGUAAAAAUAAUUAAACAGUAACUUGCCUUUCAGCAACUUCAUCAGAUACCAGGAGACUGUACUGAUGAAAAAUAUAAUUGGAGGAGGAGAUCAUUAAUAUUUAGUGCUGGACUGAACUAGUGUGUGCGUGCGUGCACACUGAGAGGUGGACUUCAUCACACAAUGGAGUACAAUAUAAACUUUUUUCCUUGUUCUGGAGAUCUCAGAAUGCUUCAUCUUGUUGCUUCAUCAUGUUAAGACUCAGAUUUACUCCUGUAAAAUAUAGGGUUAUGUUGAUCAAGAUCAUAAGGAUCUAUCUAAAUUUAUUAAUUUCCAGCUCUUUUGUUACCAUCUAAAUUGAGUUUUGCAUUUCUCUGUUCUCUUACUCUGAUAUACAGUAUUCUUAGUAAUUACAGGAAUUUAGUACUGGCUUUGUUGACUGUAACUCCUUUUUCAUAUAGAUCAAUAACAAACAUUUCUUGCCCAUAAUAUAGUAGAAUGUGGGGUUUUUUCCACACUUGUUAAUAUAUCAAAAUUCUCUGCAUUUUAUUUUCCUUCUUUAAAACCUCUGGGAUGAACCAAGAUUGAAUAAUGUUUUUAGAGCUAGAUUUCACAUCUCAAAUAUGUUGCUAGUUUUAAAAUGCUUUGGACAGCUACUCAUGCAUAAAAUCUAAUGUUAACACAUUCCACAUCCUUGAAAUGCAGUCUGAGAAGUGACUAUAAAAAAUGGCAGCAUGAAUUUGUAUGGUCUUUUAGUAGUUUCCAUGUCAUAUGUAUUAACAAGCCUCAGCAUUUCUAUUUUGCUGUACAUCUUCAAAGAAUUUAGGCAAUAAUUAAUGUUUGUAACAUUCCUGAGGUAUUCUCAAUGACUUCAAAACUAAACAAACCCAGGUAUUUUCAAUCUUUUCUCUUGGGUCUCA